AUGCACCUCUGCAGAGUGGCCUGGCAGGCCCUGGCCUCCUCCUCCCGCCGCCGCCGCCUCCUCCUCCUCCUCCCAAGGGCUCCUGGCCCCGUCCUCCGUGGGCACGCACCAUUCCGUCAGAUGUCAUCGGGAAGUGUUCCUGGAUCAUCUGGGGAGAACAUGAUUUACUAUCUGAUAGUUGUUGGUGCUGCUAGUGCGGGUGGUUUUUAUGCCUAUAGAACUGUUACUUCUGACAAAGCCAGGUAUAAUGAACGGGUUGAAGAUAUUCAACAGCGAUCUACAUCAGAAUGGAAACCAAAACCCUGGCCUCCUCAAUCCUUAGAAAAUGAGGAAAUAGAUGAAAAAGAAGUUGCUGAAACAAGUGAAGAGACAAAGGAUGCCAUUCAGACGGGUGCAGAAGCUGAAACUCAAGAAGAGGCUGAAGCAGUAACUACUGAUGAAUCUCAGGUGGAGAAUCAAACAAAUACUGAAUCUACUGAAGUGGGGAGAGUCGAAUCACCUAUUGAGGAGGCUUCCUCUGGUGUGCAAGAAGAGCAAGAUGCUACUUCUACCUCAGAGACAGAUAAAACUCAAGAUUAAUGCUGCAAAUGGAAUUUGAUUUUAAAAAUGCCUUCUUUCACAAGAGAGCACUAGUAUGCUCUUACAAACUGAAUACAUUUUAAAUUUCAGGGUUCAGUAUUAGAGUCCAGAAGUCCAGUUCCUGAACUUUGUGGAACACUACAUCUUUUGGAAGAAAGCCUUCUUUGCCAUAUCUGGUGGUGGGCUUAAUUCCCCCCCCCCCAAGAAGAAAUAGGUGAUCAUGGCUAGGCAUUGUUUUAAACAGAAUGCAUGGUCCUGUUUCCUCUCUUAAAUGAACAGCCUACAAGAUACUAUCUACUAUCUAGAUAGGGACUUUAGGUCAUUCAAAAUAUAACUGCUCAGAAAUCCUGAUAGCUUUCUUCUCCCCAGGUGCAUUACUUGUUUGAAGAAUUAAAACAAAUAAGGGAUUCAUCUUGAACAUAACGUAUUUUAUAGUAAAUCAGAUACCAUUUUGCAUUCUUCCCUGACUUGUGGUGGGGAGGAAUGUAUAAUUUGUGUUGAGCCUCAAAAGCUAUGACCAAAUCAGAUCAUUCUGAAAUACUCUUGCUGGCUGUGAACCAGCAAGUGAGGCUGUAUAAAGGUAUUUUCUUGGUAAUUUUAGGCCCCAUACAGACAGGUCUUUGGUGUGGCUUCUGGACUCUUAGGAACAUAACUCAUUUAAACAGCAUACCUCCAAAGUGACCCGAAGCAGCUUUAUUUUGGCCUGUCUGUAUGGGGCCUUAACUUCGCAGAGCUGCGUGUAGAACCUGUGAAUAGGCAGUAUUUCCUUUGUAAUGCCUUUAAGAUUAAAUCAGUAAGAACCAGAUAAGUAAAAUAUUGGGUAAGGGUGGGAAUCAUGUGGCCCUCCAGAUGUGUUGAAUUGCAAAAGGAAUGUAAAUCUUUGUAAAAUUUGUUCUUGCAGGCAAGAAUGGAUAAUUGUACCACUUUUCCCUUCGUUACAAGAAAGUAGUGGAAGACUGCACUGAUUUCAAAGAUUAUUUGCCACUCAGAGCUUAUUCUGUGCAAAACAAAUGCACAUUUGUUCAGAAUCCUCUGUUCUGUACAAAAAAAAUGUUAUUUUCUGUGCAAAAAUCACAUACACAUUUUUUACAUAGAGCAAGUUCCAAACUGUGAAGAUGCUCAACCAUCUAGGAUUUUUCACAUCCACAUUUCCCAAAACUUUAGAAACCCUGAGUUUGGAGUUUUUAAAACCAUUUUCCAAAUAUUUUUAAUAGUCUUAUCAUCUCUAGAUUGCAAUGCUCAGCAUUCCUCACAUUUGGCUAUGUUGGCUAAGGCUGCUGAGAACUACAGUCCAACAAUAUCUGGAAGGUCACAUGUUUCUCACCCCUAACCUAGGGUCCAAAUCCAAUUAUUAGUCCUAACUCGAUUAGGUCAAUUGGAUUAAAGGGAUUUACAUAUGUGUUAGCAAGUUUUUGCAGUUUAAUGGAAAUGACAAUUGCAUGUUAGACCCAUCUAUCAAUAGUUAAGAUUAAGAAGCGGAUUUAGGUUUAGUUUUUUCCUUCACUUGUAAUGGUAAUGGACUGAUAGCGUAACACCCCUGGCUAGUCCAUCUCAGUUACAUUCAACAUAAGGUAAAUUGUAAAAUGAAUUUAAUGCCAUCACUGCUUAUAAUUUUUGUAAUAAAAGAUCUGAAGCAACUUCAAAAAGGAAGUAGCAUUUCCACAACUGUACUCUGAGGUUUAAUACAACAUUUAGAAUCAACUUUGUAAAAAAAUAUAUAGCAAAUUUGAUCUAUUGAUAUCUACUCCCUAUCCCUGCCCUGCCAUAACAUACACAUUUCAGAUAUGAUGAGAAGAAAAACAGGAUUCUUUUCCAUUAAAUAUCACCAAAGCACGUUUACUAAAAACUUCAGAGAGUUUAUGGAUGUAAACACAUGUGUAUAAUUUUGAUAAGUUUAAAAACCGAUAUUCUUGCAAAAAAUGAUUUAGAAACACUGUUUUAGAUAGGUGUUCACUUACGGUAAUAUCUUUUAUUUCUCCAGUUCUUUUAAAAGAAGCUUAUAUCUUCAUGAAAUAUAAAAGUUAUUGCUCACAACAAAAUCAGCCCAUUUAUAGAAAUACCUGUUUUACUCUGAGUUUGACUGUUGGUACAUCUAGCUUAAUUCUGCUAUUAUUUGGGGAAUUGGGAGGCCAAGAUCCUGGAAGUGGGACCUGAAGUGAUAUUAAUAAAACAUGGCAACAGUUUUGAGCUUUGAAACUGAUACAGACAAAUCAUGAUCUGCCACUUUACUGUGAAUGGCCAGCACCGUACCCGUUUCAUGACUCCCAAAGUUAGAGAGGUUUCCCAUUCACCUUUUUGGCUGGUGGGUGUAGCAGAGCUUUCAGCUAUUGUGGGUUAUUGGACAGAAUGUGAAUGGAAGGCUCAACAACAGAAGUAUAUGAAUGUUAAGAGCUUCAAUAUCUAGGAAGCUGGAAUAUUGUUUAGGGCCUUGAUCUUAAAACAAUAAAAGAAAUAUACUGUAGUUGGAGAUUUUAAACAAAUUACAAGUCCCAAUUAUGUUAGAUCAACUGAAUUAGUGGGAAUUAUAUAAGUGCUCAAUUUCUUUUCAGCAACUUGAUUCAACAAUUUAGUACUAGCAAGUAGAUUGUAGUCUGAACAUUUAAAAUGCUCCAGCUAGCACAAAUAAGGUACAUCAACUGUGGGUUUUACAUUUUGAUUUACCGGGCUAUGACUACUAAGAUGCAUUUUUUCCUUUUCCAAACAGAGCAGUUGAAUGAAUUCAAGAAUGUGAAUUAUAUGAAAAAAUAUAUGGUACAUAUAUAGAAUUUAUGGAAUAUAUAUAAAAAUUAUUGAAUGAGAAAAAUAAUUUUAUUUUACUUCAGUAUGUAUGACAAAAUGAAGCACUUUUCCUACUUUUAAUAGAGUUGGUACAUUAACAUAGUAACAUUCUCCUACUGCACUGUAGUAUUUUAUGCAGAAAAAAAACCCCUUACUUCCCUGUUAAUCCUUUCCCUGUGGAGUAAUGAGUUUAAAUAGAAUGAAAGAAAAAUGCUGAAUUGAUAUUUUGCCCACUGCUUACACAAUAAAGGCCCUCGUGUUUCAAA
Sceloporus undulatus (fence lizard) is the source of this 3623-nucleotide messenger RNA. RefSeq names its product mitochondria localized glutamic acid rich protein (gene MGARP). The transcript is spliced from 4 exons. Lineage: Eukaryota; Metazoa; Chordata; Lepidosauria; Squamata; Phrynosomatidae. Gene Ontology annotation, cellular component: mitochondrion; mitochondrial outer membrane. The record is from RefSeq and is a predicted model, not a curated record. The coding region runs from base 1 to 579 and encodes 192 amino acids. Gene Ontology annotation, biological process: anterograde axonal transport.